This is a messenger RNA of Iphiclides podalirius (scarce swallowtail), 1554 nucleotides long. The record is from the annotation of a GenBank genome assembly. NCBI's taxonomy places the organism in Eukaryota, Metazoa, Arthropoda, Insecta, Lepidoptera, Papilionidae.
AUGGCCCCGCGACGGCAGGGCGCCACCGGCGAACGCGAGGCGGAGGAGGCACAGGGUUGCUGUGUACCCGGCGAGUGCCUUCGCCCACGCGAGCUCGUACGCGCUGAGGACGCCAUCCGCGUGCUAUGCAACAAUGACACGUGCGCCGUCGGCCGCUAUAUGCACCGAGAAUGCUUCGAGCAAUGGGAGGCCGGCGUGCUCGCUUAUCUCAAGUCUUGUGGCCGAGCCCGCUCCUGGUCCGAACGUCAGCGUCACCAGAAUCUAUGGACGAAGAAGGGUUACGAUUUGGCGUUCAAAGCUUGCGGAUGCCGAUGCGGGCGCGGGCACUUAAAGAAAGACUUAGACUGGGCCCCGCCCGGUGCAAUAAUCAGAGCGGAUGAGGAGAAAAAGAGGCGCAGGCGAGCUCGGUCGGGAAGAGCGCCAGCGGUGACAGACGUGCGCUCCAGGGCCUUUAGUCUAUCCAGCUCGGGGUCUUGCUCUCCACCAUCUGCCUCUUCAGAGCCUUCGGCGAGCCCUACACAUGCUGUCCCACAUGCGAUAACUCCUGCCAAGAGGCAUUCAAAACCCGAAAUCGUUUCUGAUAGGGUGAGAGCUGGCGCCGGCGCGAAUGGCAUAUUCUCUAGGCGACUGGAUUUUUCCACCUUCAACCUUUUGCCGAAGUAUAAAGUCAACUCAUAUCAGAUCAAGAUCGAGGACGAAGGCAACCACGGUAACGACGACACGCGCCUGUUUAUCCUGUCCACGUUGGCCGGCCAGCACAAGCCGCGCGUCUCGUGCGCCCUUUGUAAGGAGACCCUGGACGUCUUCGACCGCUACCCCCUGGUCGACGGCACCUUCUUCCUCAGCCCGCGCCAACACACAAGCAGCGCUGUCGAGGUGAAAGUGGAGGGUCGCACACAAUACCUGACUUGUGUGUGUAUGGGUUGCCUGGAGCGUUGCGAUCCGGAGCGCACUAUCCGCUGCCGCUUCUGCGGGCAGAAGUGGGAUGGGUCCUCCCUCGUGCUCGGCACCAUGUACUCCUAUGACAUCUUCAUGGCGACCCCCUGCUGCGCUGAGCGAUUGAAGUGCAACAGCUGCUACAAGCCGCUGCUGCACCCGCACCAGCGGAUGAACUACUCGGACUACUCGCACCCGGUCACGUGCCCUCACUGCCGCCUGAUGGACACGGCGGUGCCGGGGGCCUCCCCCGGCACCUCGCCCGACACGUGGCUGGCGCCGUCGCCGCCGAGGCGCGCCUCGCCGCCCGCCCUCCGCCCCGUCGUCAACACUAGCAUGGCGUCGCGGCCCGAGAACGACGAGGCCAACAAAUACCUCGCCCCCGCCCUCACGAGCAUCACCGAGUCGCUCUCGCUGCUCGGCCUGAGCCCCGAGACGCUCGCGAUGAGCGUGGGCGAGUCGCUCGCCGAGCGCUACCUGGCGACCAUCCGGCCGAAGCCCCCCGCGCCGCCCGCCCUCGCCCCCGCCGGCUGCGGCGCCCCCCGCCGCCACGCGCCCGAGCCCGGCCAGCUCCAGCUGUUCUCCAAUGACUUCAUGGACUACCUUAACCAGAUCGCC